Molecule: messenger RNA, 1036 nt
Organism: Nymphaea colorata (pocket water lily)
Lineage: Eukaryota; Viridiplantae; Streptophyta; Magnoliopsida; Nymphaeales; Nymphaeaceae
Product: NADPH:quinone oxidoreductase
Exons: 3
Coding region: 107-823 (238 amino acids)
Cellular component (GO): cytosol
Molecular function (GO): FMN binding; oxidoreductase activity
Source: RefSeq, a predicted model, not a curated record
CGCAUCGAUUCCCCUUUUCGGUGAACAGGUAGAAAAAGAGAGCCGCAGACGGGAUGUCGGCCAAUCUACCUUUCCCGAUCAGAGUGGAAGAAACGUGGGAAGAAUUAUGGUCGUUAUAAGAGCAGUAGGUGUAGGAGGAAGAGGAGCAAGAGCCGCGCUGUUAUCCGCAUCGUCUCCCUCGUCGCAAGUCACCAAUCUCGCGCGUCGCAGGAUGUCAGUUCGGGCGGAGUCGCUCUCCCCUGACCCCGAGGAUAGGACCAAGCCCUUGAAGGUCGCCGCUCUCUGUGGCUCCCUCCGUCGUGCUUCUUAUAACCGUGGCCUCCUCCGUUCUGCGAUCGCAAUAUGCAAGGAGUCGAUACCCGGAAUGCAUAUCGAGUAUAUAGACAUCGAGCCCCUUCCUUUCUUGAAUACAGAUUUGGAAGUGGACAAGAAGUUCCCACCUGUGGUGGAGAGCUUCAGGAAGAAGAUCCAGGAGGCCGACAGCGUUCUUUUUGCUUCCCCUGAAUACAAUUACUCUGUUACUGCUCCACUGAAGAACGCCAUCGACUGGGCAUCCAGAUCCCCCAACGUGUGGGCAGAUAAGCCUGCUGCAAUCGUAAGUGCAGGGGGAAGCCUUGGUGGUGCACGAUCACAGUACCACCUUCGACAAAUUGGAGUUUUCCUUGAUCUUCAUUUCAUCAACAAGCCUGAGCUUUAUAUUAGAGCAUUUGAGCCACCCAGGAAGUUCGAUGAUGAUGGUAACUUAAUUGAUGAGGGGGAGCGGGAAAAGUUGAAGAAAGUUCUCUUGUCAUUACAGGCAUUUUCUUUGAGGCUUAAAGCCUAGACACGUUCACCCUCAGUUUGGUUUAUCCUCUAUUAUCCUCUAGUGUCUUAUGAAAUAAGCUGGCCGCGAACAGGAAAUUUGUGGGGAGCUGGUUAGACAUGGAUUCACUCUUCGAACGUUUGGUUGCUGUUGUAUUUUUUAUAACGUCAGAUGUUCAACUCAACUUUUCUGCUUCAUUAAUGAUCGUGAACAUGAGAAUCCGGAGCCUGUCUA